AUGAUCAUUCCAAACCAGAAUGAAAGUAACCUCAUGGAACUGAAUAUCUCCCAAAACAAUGACAGUGAAGUAUUUGUCUAUGGCAAAAAUAUACCAUCUAAUUUUUACAGGGUGGUACUGGCACAAGUACUUGUGUGCAUCUUCCUCUAUGUGAACUUUAUGAUGCUAUUCUCGUUCUUUAGGAAGGAGGCCUUUCGACAGGAUACUCGUUACAUUUUGUUUGCUCACAUGUUGUUCAUUGAUACUUUAGUACUUAUAGUAACAGACUUAGGAAUGCUCUUGAUAUACUUCUGCAUAUUGGUUCCAGGUGGGUAUUGUAUCUUUUUUUGCACCUUUAUGGAAACCCUUACCAACUACACGCCAUUGACUUUGACCGCCAUGUGCCUGGAGCGCUACGUUGCUAUCUGUAUUCCACUGAGACAUGCAGAAAUCUCAACAGUUCAACGCACUCUUUUUGGCAUUCUGUUUAUCUGGAUACUUGGAUUCUUUCUCAAUAGUACUGAUUUAUUCAUUGUACUUGCAACACAACCGGAGAGUUUUUAUCUUGAGAGUUACAUCUGUAGCUAUGAAAUGAUGCUGCUGUACAUCUGGCAAACUGAUCUGAGAUCAUACAUCUGCCUGGUUAUGUUUCUAGCAAUAUUCCUCUUUAUUGUAUUGACUUAUAUAAAAAUCGUGUAUGCAGCAAGAGCAGCCUCUGUUGAGAAAACCUCUGCCUCCAAAGCUCGUAAUACUGUCUUCUUGCAUGCUGUCCAACUUGUUUUAUCUUUAAUUGUUCUGAUUUGCCCUUUUGUUGAAACAUACCUUAUGGAAAUAAAUUUUCAGAUUUUUUCAGAUGUAACCCCAUGGAAGUGA
This is a messenger RNA of Polypterus senegalus (gray bichir), 852 nucleotides long. Its product is annotated as odorant receptor 131-2-like. Gene Ontology annotation, cellular component: membrane. NCBI's taxonomy places the organism in Eukaryota, Metazoa, Chordata, Cladistia, Polypteriformes, Polypteridae. The coding region runs from base 1 to 852 and encodes 283 amino acids. The record is from RefSeq and is a predicted model, not a curated record. Gene Ontology annotation, molecular function: G protein-coupled receptor activity. The transcript is spliced from 3 exons. Gene Ontology annotation, biological process: G protein-coupled receptor signaling pathway.